Puntigrus tetrazona (Sumatra barb) is the source of this 3101-nucleotide messenger RNA. Its product is annotated as erythroid membrane-associated protein-like. Gene Ontology annotation, molecular function: protein binding. The record is from RefSeq and is a predicted model, not a curated record. Lineage: Eukaryota; Metazoa; Chordata; Actinopteri; Cypriniformes; Cyprinidae. The annotation marks the transcript as partial. The transcript is spliced from 5 exons.
AGGCUCUCGAUCGGAUCCACAGUGAUUCUGCCCUGCUGGAUCUCUCCUCCGGAGAACGCUGAAGCUCUGGAGAUACGCUGGUACCGUCAUGAUCAGUUCAACAACCCCAUCGUCUUCUAUCGUGACGGGAAGAUCCAGGACAUCCAGGAGUGUUUCAAGAACCGAAGCUCUUUGUCUCCACGCUCAGAUCAGUCUGGUGGACUGAAGGAUGGAGACGUCUCUCUACGGCUGGAGAAACUCACAUUUCAGGAUGAAGGUUCAUUUCACUGUUAUGUGAGUGGAGACAGUUCAUACAGCAGCAAAGUCGUAGACCUCAAAAUCACCGAAUGGAGUUCGUUCUCCGAUCUACCUGAUUCGUCCGGUCCAUGGAAGGCUCUUUUCUUCUCGCUCCUCAUCUUUGCUCUUCUGGCUUUGGUUGGGUUGAUCCUCUAUAAAUACAGAGACAAACUAAAAGGAACGAAACCAGCUAAAGAAAAAGACAUAAAUAUAGAAGAACUGAGGAAACAUGCAGUUGAGGUCACUAUUGACCCUGAAUGUUCACAUCCAGAGCUGAAGCUUUCUCAGGACUGUAAAAUGGUGAGGAACGGUCCAGAAUAUAGUCCAAGUGGAGAUGGAUUUUCUUAUGAAUUAUGUGCAUUUGGAGCUCAAAGAUUCACUUCUGGUCUUCACUAUUGGGAGGUAAAACUAGCACAAACAGGUAUAUCUCCUAAAAACUACUGGUUAAUUGGUGUGGCGAAAGAUGGAAGCUUUACUUCAAGAGACAGAUCUGCUUUAACUCCAUCAGCCGGUUUCUGGUUCUUGUGUUCAGAUGGUCCUAAUGGCUUUUACACCAACACUGAUCCACCAGUUAAACUCUCACUGACACUGAGACCUGAACGACUGGGAGUUCUGUUAGAUUAUGAUGAAGGUCAGCUGUCAUUUUACAACGUGACAGAGAGUAAACAUCUCCUGACCAUCAGCAGCAUAUUCUCUGGACCAGUCGUUCCUCUCUUUAAUCCUGGAGUUGGAGAUCAGGGAGUGCUUGAAAUUCUGGAUUGCCCCAUAUUUAUAGAGUCAAGUCAGCUUUUACAGAGUAUGCACAGCUAAGACUGACCUGACAGACCACUGUUGUUCUGUACUGUACGUGAAGAAGGUCAAAAACACUAAUCUUCAUCCAAUGUUAAGAUCAGGUGUUAGAUUACCAGGCUACUUGCAUGAAGAUGAUGUAAGUUUCAUGUAUUUGGUGUUAGGGUCAAACACAUCUGACAAAUCUCGGGUUAGGGUUAACUACAAAUAUAUUUAUGCGUCAUUCUUAUGUACUAAACUACGUAUGUGUUACAUGCAUGUGGAAAAAUCAGGAACAGUCUUGCUUAUCCAACACUGUGCUCUUUCCUUUUUCACAAAAACAGUGGAAUUAUUUAAUGGAAUGAGAGCAAUGGACAUGUUCUAUCUACAGAGAUGAUGAAGUGAAUGGAUUUAGAGUCUCUGACAAACAAUAAAUGGUCUUUCUCAAGCACUGAACUCUUUUCCAUAAUGGAGACUGGGACUAUUUUAAUGUCCUCGUCUCUUUUCUUGCUUAGAUCCCAUCUUGUGAGGACUAAUUCUUUCCGUGUGACAUACCCAUGAAGUUUUUUGAUUUUGCAGGAUUCAGAGUCAGACCACAUUCUGUUCAUGACAGCAUGCAGGUGUUGAAAAUGAGACACUUGUAUCUGUUUACUCCAUUGUCAACCGUAGAUAUUGUGGUGUGAUAACAUUUAACAUCCAGAUUUGCUGAAGAUCUCCGAUCCGUUCAUGCUUUGUAGAAAUUCAUCUACUGUAGGAAUGGGGUAUCUAUCUCUUUCUCGAUUGGCUUGUCACAUGUCAAAACAAAGUCUGAUUUCAGAAUUGGCUUUUCGUACAAUUACAACUGGUCCUUUUACUUCCUCAAUAAAGUCUAUUCCUAGGAGUCCUUUUAUCCUUUAUCCUUUAUCUUUAAACCUUUAUAUGCUCCCUUUAGGUGCUAUUUUUGAUAUGACUCUCAGAUUUAUUUACCACUGAAAUAUGGGCAAAAGUUUACCAUUUGAUUUCUGCAUGACUAUCUGACUGAAGUUAAAUGCUGGUUGGCAAAUAAUUUUGUCCAACUAAAUUAGGAUAAAACAGGUGAUUUUAUUUAGUAACAAGGUUUGUAUAAAGUGCUUAUGAUUGCCUGGAGAAACCUUGGUGUUACUUUUCACUUAAAUUUGACCGUCAAAUCAAUGCUGUGGUUAAGAAUAGCUUUUUCCACCUUAGAUCCAUAUCUAAAUUGAAGCCUAUCCUUUCUUUUUGUGAUCCUGACUAGACUACUAUAAUGUGUUGUAUUUGGGUGUGAGUCAGGCCUCUCUCUCUCGUUUGCAGCUUGUCCAGAAUUCAGCUGCCAGACUUUUAACAUGUACUAAGAAGAGAGAGCAUAUUGCUCCUGUGUUAAAGAAAAUGCAUUGGUCACCCAUUAGAUACAGAAUUUAAGUGUUGUUGUAUGUUUAUAAGGCUUUGCCUGGUCUUGUACCAGAAUAUAUAUCAGAUUUAAUCAGUCCUUGUAGAUCUAGUAGAUCUUUGCGCUUAAAUGACCCAGUUGCUCCUUAUGUUUCCACGUUCCUGUUUAAAAUGCAAAGUUAACCGUAGUUUCUCUGUUGCAGCUCCCAGGCUCUGGAAUGACCCUCCAUUGGGUGUAAAAUCCUCCCCUACAUUGGGUUUAUUCCAGAGUGUGCUUAAAACGUAUUUGUUUUCUCUAGCAUUCCAUAAUGUUUUUUGAUUGAUGUAUGUAUUAUGUUUGUAUUUAUUUUGUAUGUCUUGAUCUUGCCGUUUCAUUUUAAUUUUAUUGUUUUUAUUGUACAGCACUUUUGUUCCACUUGUGGUGUUGAAUAAAGUUGAGUUGAGUUAAAUAUACAGUUUAUCCAUGCCAGUUAAGUAAUUAUAUUUUCAUCAAAAUAUCUAAUAAUCAACAUGUGUGAUUAUUCUUAAUGGAUGUUUUUUUUGUUAGUUUGCAUUAAUAUUUUUGCGUUUUGUAAAUUCCAUGUGGCAGAGCAUGUUUUUCAAUAUAGCCUAUAUUGUGUUUGUGGGUUUUGCCGUUUAAUUCUUCUGUGAAUAAAAGCAAAGGUGGAGGUUGA